UGGUGCGCUGUGUCCCUCGGACACAGCAGAUCACCGAACAACGCAAAGAGCCGAAGAUGUUGGCUAGGUCAUGUGAUCAGCUGUGUCCAAUCACAGCUGAUCACAUAGGGGACAUGUGCACUGAUCUUCAGGUCACUGAUGAUCAGUGUACCCUGAUGAUCUGUGUAGCCCCAGAAGUGCUACCUGUCAGUGCUCAUCCAUGCCACCUGCCAGUGCCCAUCAGUGCCACAUCAAAGCCACAUAUCAGUGCCUACCAGUGCACAUCAAUGCCACAUAUCAGUGCCCAUCUGAGCUGCCUUUCAGUGUCACCCAUCAGUGCCACCUAUCAAUGCUGCCAGUCAGUGCCGCCUAUCAGUGCCAGUCAGUGCUUCUUAUCAGUGCCGCCUAUCAGUGCCCGUCAGUGCUGCCUAACAGUGCCAGUCAGUGACGCCUAACAGUGCCAAUCAGUGCCUCCUAUCAAUGCUGCCUAUUCGUG
Staurois parvus is the source of this 475-nucleotide messenger RNA. NCBI's taxonomy places the organism in Eukaryota, Metazoa, Chordata, Amphibia, Anura, Ranidae. The record is from the annotation of a GenBank genome assembly.